AUGGCAAAUCGCUUGGAAGACACAGAAACAGGACAAUUUUGGUUGCUUCCUGUUCAUAUUGGAUAUCAUUGGAUGCUAGUAAUAAUUGAUCCAUUGCGUGAUACAUGUUAUUGGCUUGAUCCAAUUAGACUACCCCCACGAAACGGAAUUAAAAGUCUAAUGGCAAUGGCUUUUGAUUACUACAAUACCUCCAAAAAUAGGCAACCAAAAGAGAUUACAUGGAAAUCUAUAAAGCAAUCUACAACUAUAGAAAGCUUGAAGCGAUUUUGUCGUGCUGUUGUCGAGGUGUUUGGAGCCCACUAUCUCCGAUCACCUAACGUUGAUGAUGUUGCAAGACUACUCCACAUUGGUGAACGUCGAGGUUUUCCAGGAAUGUUGGGAAGUUUAGAUUGUAUGCAUUGGAAAUGGAAAAAUUGCCCAACUGCUUGGGGAGGACAAUAUGCCGGUCGUAGUGGGUCCCCAACUAUUAUUCUUGAAGCUGUAGCUGACUAUGAUAUCUGGAUAUGGAAUGCAUAUUUUGGUUUACCAGGAUCUAAUAAUGACCUUAAUGUGCUGGAGGCAUCCCAUCUUUUUGCUAAUCUUGCUGAAGGUAUUGCUCCACCUGCUAAUUUUGUUAUUAAAGGAAAAGAGUAUAAUAUGAGUUAUUAUUUAGCUGAUGGUAUAUAUCCAAAAUUGUCUACUCUUGUUCAAAUUAUUCAUGAUCCACAUCAUCCAAAAAAUAAAUUGUUUGCAAUGAAACAAGAACCAUGUAGAAAAGAUGUGGAAUGUGCAUUUGGAAUACUGCAGUCUAGAUUUGUAAUUAUUGCUGGACUGGCACGUCUUUGGAAUAAAAAAGUAUUACAUGAUAUAAUGACUUCAUGUAUUAUUAUGCAUAAUAUGAUAAUUGAAGAUGAACGUGAUAUUAAUGCAUCAAUUGAAGAGCGAGUCGAAGUGCCAAGUCUAGAAGUUUAG
This is a messenger RNA of Humulus lupulus (European hop), 951 nucleotides long. RefSeq lists its product as uncharacterized. The transcript is spliced from 4 exons. Gene Ontology annotation, biological process: proteolysis. The coding region runs from base 1 to 951 and encodes 316 amino acids. NCBI's taxonomy places the organism in Eukaryota, Viridiplantae, Streptophyta, Magnoliopsida, Rosales, Cannabaceae. The record is from RefSeq and is a predicted model, not a curated record. Gene Ontology annotation, molecular function: cysteine-type peptidase activity.